Molecule: messenger RNA, 3937 nt
Organism: Callorhinchus milii (elephant shark)
Lineage: Eukaryota; Metazoa; Chordata; Chondrichthyes; Chimaeriformes; Callorhinchidae
Product: kinesin-like protein KIF2A
Exons: 21
Coding region: 347-2362 (671 amino acids)
Biological process (GO): microtubule-based movement
Molecular function (GO): microtubule motor activity; ATP binding; microtubule binding
Source: RefSeq, a predicted model, not a curated record
AAUUGACUGUAUAUUUAAUGUUAAGCGACACCGAGCAAGACCAGUUCUAAAGUCUUGAAAUUCCACAGAGAAGAUCAAGUUGGCAGGGAAUGGGGUUUCAUUAUGUGAAAAUCCUGGGGGAAAGGAAGUACAGUUACUGUGAAAUGGUUAAUUUGUUCCCACAUUCCUUUUACUUUGUUUUGUUCCUUAACGCUGAAGGUAGUUAAGCUGCUUUAUGAUGUCACAGUGGCUUCCUCAUGAAAUGAUAAAGAUUGUGAAACUGCAUAGUAUCCAUUUGAAUUUCUCUGGAUGUGGUACAGGGUGAGAGUCUGCUUCUGGCAAACUAAAUUGUUUUUGAAAGCUUGGAAUGGUACAUGAGGCAAACAUAACUGCAGUUUCACCUGAUCAGUCUAAGGUAAAAGCUGAGUGGCUGGAAAAUAACUUGCAAAAAGGAAAAGAGAUCGACUUCGACACUUUAUUGCUGUUAAACCCUGAAUUGUCAGAGGAAAUUAUGCCACCUCCAAGUAAACCUGUGAUGAUGACCCGGGCCUCCUCAAGACGUGUAACGACUGCUCAAAGGAUUACCCAUCCAAGUGAAAUACCACGUCCCAAUCGCUCAAGGGCAUCAACCGUGUUACAGACUCAAAAAGAAGCUGAUGCAGAACUUUCAAAUUCCAAUGUUUCAGCCAGGAGAGCAACCAUUUCCACAGCAAGAAAGACAAAAGAAAGUGAAAAAUUGAAGAAACAACAAGACAGGCGAAUGCAACUACAGGAAAUCAGAGAAAAGCGUACACAGGAAUAUGACACUAGUAAUCCAAAUUGGGAAUUCAUGAAGAUGAUUAAAGAAUUCAGAGCUACUCUGGACUAUCGUCCUCUUUCAGUUGCAGAUCCGGUAGAAGUGCACAAAAUAUGUGUUUGUGUCCGAAAGCGUCCCCUCAGUAAAAUGGAAAAGACCAAGAAAGAGGUUGAUGUGAUUACACUUCCCAGCAAGAAUGUGGUCCUGGUUCAUGAGCCCAAACUGAAAGUCGACCUCACCAAAUAUCUGGAGAACCAGAGCUUCAGAUUUGACUACGCCUUUAAUGAGAAUGUUAACAAUGAAGAAGUUUACAGACUUUCAGCAGGACCUUUAGUGCAGACAAUAUUCGAGCGGGGAAUGGCUACUUGUUUUGCCUAUGGGCAAACUGGAAGUGGUAAAACUCACACAAUGGGCGGUGACUUCUCAGGCAAAACCCAAGACUUUUCUAAGGGAAUCUAUGCUCUUGCAACUCAAGAUGUCUUUUUGCUGCUUCAACAGCCCCGUUACAAAGAUCUUAAUCUGACAGUAUUUGUAACCUUUUUUGAGAUCUACAGUGGCAAGGUAUUUGAUCUGUUAAACAAAAAAGCUAAGCUGCGUAUUUUAGAAGAUAAUAAGCAGCAGGUUCAGAUUGUGGGGCUUCAAGAGCAAGAAGUCUUCUCUGUGGAUGAUGUGAUCCUGAUGAUUGAUGUGGGAAACAGUCACAGGACGUCUGGACAAACAUCUGUAAAUAACAACUCCUCCAGGUCCCAUGCAGUUUUCCAGAUUAUUCUCCGCAGACACAAAAAGCUUCAUGGCCAGUUUUCCCUAAUCGAUCUGGCCGGUAAUGAGAGAGGUGCUGAUACUAGCAGUGCAGAUAGACAAACACGAAUGGAAGGAGCUGAGAUUAAUAAAAGCCUACUCGCCUUAAAGGAGUGCAUUCGAGCAUUGGGCCACAAUAAUAUCUAUACUCCGUUCCGAGCAAGCAAACUGACUCUGGUGCUGAGAGAUUCAUUUAUUGGUGAAAACUCUAGAACUUGCAUGAUUGCAAUGAUUUCACCAGGAUUGAACUCGUGCGAGCACACUCUCAAUACUUUGCGGUAUUCAGACAGGGUGAAAGAACUUGGUGUUGAGGAAGGAGCUUCUUGUGAGCCAGAAAUUUCCAAUACAUCUAAAGACAUAAAUGAAAAUGAAACCAUGGAACAGUCUGAAAUUCGGUUGCUCUACCAAAAAAACCCUGCAGAAACUGAAGUUCUAAGUGAAAAUCAGGAAAUGGUCGAGACGUAUGAUCGUUUUGGUUUGGAUGUACCUCAGGAAGAACCAUCACUUAUUUGUGACAUGCAUUUAGAUGUCUCUAGAGUUCUUGAAUUAGAGGAACAGAUUUUGGAUGAACACCGUGCAAUUCAACAGAAGCUAAUUCAGUGGAGCAAUGCUGAUGAUGAACUCCUGAAGAUGACACAGCUUCCAGACUACAAUAUUGAGAUCUACACCAACCUAUUACAAACGAACAUGGAUGAGCGGCUGUUGAUUUUUCAAGAAUUUAACAAAAAUCUGAUUGCCUUCAGACAGGCCUUGCAAAAGGAAGAACAAGCUGCCCAAACCAUUCAGUGAAAGUCAUCACGGAGAACUUAAUUUGCAAAUGCAAGAGAAGUCACCAUCUAUUAAACCACUUGUAUUUUUCCUGGCCACUGGACUUAGCUGCCACUUUGUUUUUCUUGUCUUUCCUUUCUUUGGUCCCAAUUUUUUCCCCUGUCCUUGGCAAAUGGUCUUUUUCUUUCUAUUUUUGGUGUGUUCCUUUCUAAAACUAUAAACUUAAUAUGUUAACAUAUCUAAAAUUGCAUUUGACAAUUAACUUCAGUGUGUAUGCAUGUUAAUGCUGGUUAUCACAUUGAGUAGUUUGAGUCUGGUAUUUAUUCAAAGGGUAGAAUUCCAGACUUUUUGCAGAAAAUAAUUCAAAUGGGUAAUGGCCUUUAGGCAGCAGUCACAAAGAGAUAAUGAUAAAGUUCCUUUCUCAGAAGUUCUGCUUAGCCUUGUUUGGUGAUUGGAUUGGAAGGGAAGGAUUUGGGGAAAAAGAAAGACCAUAUAUUUGAAAAUGACAAAUGGGGAGAAUGCAUUUGGCACACACAAACUCCACUGACGUCAAAGCAGGAAAAUUUAACAUUCCAAUUUUUUUGUCUAGUCAAUUGCCUUCAGUCUCAAUGUUUUACUUAAUUACUAAUUCAUGUUUUUGAGUAUUUUUGAAUCAGCUAAAAAGUGUUGGAAAAUGAAUUUAUAAAAUGGCCCUUUACUCCUCAGAAAUUGGAAUAAUUGUAAAUUUCAGUCAGUGAGUUAUGUUGCUAUCUGAACACACAAUGAAUGUUACCUGCUAUGAAGGCCAGUCAGUUAUUUUUUUCUAAUAGGCUCCAGGGCUUUUGAUGCAGUGAGUAUUUCCAGUAUUAGAAAGCAUGCAACGCAUCCUUCCCAUUCAGUUCUGACACAAUACACACUGGAAAUUGGAGGAGCUUCUUGAGCAUACUGGUUUUGUUUCUUUUUAAAUUCCUUGUUCAUCUGUAUUAAGAUGGAAGACCUAUGCACUUUCAUGUUGGACAAAUUCCGUAUAUCUUUGUACAACUCCACUGCUUUCCCAGGCGAGUGAACCAAUCACACAAGCUAUGAAAACAACUGAAAUCUGUUUUUCUUAAAAUUCUAAACUGUCUUGGUGAGUUUCAUUGCUGAGUUUAUAAACGUAAUAUGACCCUGUACAUUUCUCACUGUCUGCAGUUCUUAAAAAAAAGUAUGAAGUCAGGCAAUUUUUUUUAUAAUAUAAACAUAUAAACAUUCUAACAUGAGAAGAGAAAUGUAAUUUUGAGGGAAAAUAUUUGAUAUUAGCGCUUACAGUAUUUUGUCAGGAUAUUUUAAAUUCUGAAUAUCUGAAUCAUCCCUUUUCGAUACUAGACCAUCUCAAGUACCGAAAUGUAUGUAUUUAAUGUAAACCCUAGCUGCUGAAGAGCUUUUUUCAAUCUACCAUUAGAUCGUUGCUGCUCUUCCAAAGAAAGAAAAAAAAUGUUAAUAUUUUCUUGUCUGCAUCCUCCCAUCCAUGAGAAGUAUACUAUUAAAAGUAAUAGGACUGGGAUUACUUAAAAUGAAUAUGUUGUAAUGUUGCCCUUUGUCACAUUUGAUAAUAAAUUAAACUCAAACUUGAUCACA